UAAAACUCAAUCAAUUGACUUAACUAAAAUCACAAUUCAUACUAAAUCAUAGCAACUUCAUCAUAAUCCGGGACUUAAGAAAAUUAACUACUCAUGUUAAAGUAAAAUGCUAAGAAAAGGUUGAAAAGCAAAUAGUUCGUUUUUAUUAUCCUGACAAUCAACAACAUAUGAUUGCUUGGAAUGCCCAAAUAACUAAACAAAGACAAGUUCUAAUCAACAAGGAAGGAACAAUUCAAGAACCGGGGAAUUUUGACUGAUUCAAACCAGAAUUCCAAGAGCAAUAGCAAUUUUGCACUCCCCUGGCUUCUGUUCUUCCUUCUGGCAGUGGAAUUUUGUCCGUUGCUCUAAGCAGAGAGUGACUCCGCAGCCCCGUUUUUUUUCCUGUCCGGCUUCCUCCGAGCCUGAGUCCUGCCUUCUAGUCUGGCCUCCUCCCUAAAAACCCUCGCCACCCUCUUCUUUGUUCUUGGGCCGAAAGAUCCCUUCUUUCCUGGAUUUGGAUUGCUGGUGCGGCUAAGAAGACCAAGACUUGUUGUUGUUGUUCUUAUUUCUGGGAUCCAGCCAACUAGACAAGGUAACGAGCCUUCCUUCCAGCUUCCGGUCUGGCCCUUUCCUCUGUUUAGUGCCCGACCAGAAUCCCCGACCUCGAACUUCCUCCUGCCUCCUGCUCCAGUCCGGCUUAUUCCUCUUAAAACCCUUGCUGCUACGAUAUAAAGCUUCUGGUGCGGUUACAUGGCCCAGACUCUCUGGUCUAUUUCAAUUUGGACUUUGCUGGCCCUGUUAUUUUCCUAGUGCACAACUGGACUGAUUUUUUUCUCUCCAAAUGUGGGUGCCGUCACUUAGAGGAGUAAUCCUCUUUUUCAUUUUGUUGUUUGCUGAGCAGUCCUUCAAAACAAAAAGUAUUUGGCUCACUUCUUUUAAUUUUCCAACAACCCUUGGAAAAGGGAAAAUCUCCACAAAUCAGUCCAAAAAUCCUCAAAUCCUUCAAUUAAAGUUCCCACCUGUAAAAAUCAUUUUUACACAAAAUAUAACUCUCAACCUCUCAAUUAGGCAAAUAAUAAGCAUAGAAUUGUGAUAAAUUAAUAUAAAAAUGAAGCACAAAUUCUAGCUCAUCAGUCUACCGUAUCCGUGGUCCUAUGAACGGACCGCUAAGCAGUGUACACUCGGCACGCACAGACUCCGAUAAAGAACUGGUUCUUCGUGUCUGAUCCAUGGAACUGGUCUUCGUUCGUCUACCAUAUCCGUGGUCCUAUGUAUGGACCGCUAAGCGGUGUACACUCGGCACGCAACAGACUCCGGUAAAGAACUGGUCCUCUGUGUCUGAUCCAUGGAGCUGGUCUUCGUUCUUCCCAAGUCUCGUGAGUUACUGGUCUCCUGGUUUCGCAGGAGACGUUCGUCAUCCCAACUAUGAGAAGAAACAGGUUUAUCCACGUCGGGAUUCCCUAUCUCUGUUCGUCCCCAGUCGUGAGUUACUAGUCUUCUGGCUUCGCAUAAGACGUUCGUCAUCCGUUCAUAAGGGGGAGGAACCGGUACACCCUGUCAGGGUUCCCGUUUCUUCGUUCGUCCCUGUCGUGAUCCUACUAACCUUCUUCCCUCGAAGAAGACGUUCGGUCAUUCACCGAUCGCAAGGAGGAACUGGUUUACCCUAUCGCGGGUUCCCUGCUUCGUCGUCCCAUGCUCGUGGCCCUACUAGCCUUCUGCUUUGGCAGAAGGUGUUCAUCGAUCCACGGGAAAUGGGAGGAACUGGUUUAUCUUGCCGAGGUUCCCUUUGGUACGUCUAGCCUCCCCCACGUUCCUACUAACCUCCGCGUCGGGAGACGUUCGUCAUACGCGGCGAAGGAAGAUCAGGCAUACCUCGUCAAGACUCCCUCUCUCAUAGGAUCUCGUCUCCCCUUCUCCCCAUCCUUUUUUUUUAGGGAGGAAAAUACGUUUAUCGGUUCUAAGAAUGACCACAAGUGAUGUCACACAUAAUGGUGGUGGGAUACAAAAACGAAUAAAAUGACGAGGCGAUGGAAUAGCUGGUCGUCAUGUGAAGGCGAUGGUCACCCUCCUGGAGGGGAGGGGUGAGCCCGAUCGCUAACUCAAGAAGAUCGGCGUUGGGAGCCGACAUACAAUGAUCAUGAUGUCGCUGAGCAGUCGGUCCUGAUAAGGAGAUGACAAUAGUGUCCGAUCAGGCUGAUAUGUCCGAGCAACGGCUCUCAUCUACGCAGCGCGAGGAUGAAACCGGUCUUCAAAUAUGGAAAGCACGCCGAGCCGGGAGGCCGGUCGUGAUAUAACGGUGUCGGCAAUGAAAGGCCGACCUGAAAUCAGGAUGGUCUCACGGCCCUCGGCCGUGAUGGUCUCCUCUAGGCCCUCGGCCUCUGAAUGAUGGAUGAUCGUCCCCGGGCUUUGGCCUCCGGGUGAUGGAUGUUCGUCCCCGGCUUUGGCCUCUGGGUGAUGGAUGUUCGUCCCCGGGCUUUGGCCUCUGGGUGAUGGAUGUUCGUCCCCGGGCUUUGGCCUCCGGGGGAUGGAUGUUCGUCCCCGGGCUUUGGCCUCCGGGGGAUGGAUGUUCGUCCCCGGGCUUUGGCCUCCGGGUGAUGGAUGUUCGUCCCCGGGCAUUGGCCUCCGGGUGAUGGAUGUUCGUCCCCGGGCAUUGGCCUCCGGGUGAUGGAUGUUCGUCCCCGGGCAUUGGCCUCCGGGUGAUGGAUGUUCGUCCCCGGGCUUUGGCCUCCGGGUGAUGGAUGUUCGUCCCCGGGCUUUGGCCUCCGGGUGAUGGAUGUUCGUCCCCGGGCUUUGGCCUCUGGGUGAUGGAUGUUCGUCCCCGGGCUUUGGCCUCCGGGUGGAAGAUGCUCGUCCCCGGGCCUAGGCCACUGGACGAUAGAUGAUCGUCUUCGGGCCCUUGGCUCUUGAUGGUCUUCUUUAGACGCUCGGCUUCUGGGGUGGAGGAUGCUCGUCCACGACCCUUGGCUCUUGAUGGUUUUCUUUAGAUCCUCGGCCUCCGGGUGGAAGAUGCUCGUCCCCGGGCCUAGGCCACUGGACGAUAGAUGAUCGUCUUCGGGCCCUCGGCAUCCGGGGUGAAAGAUGCUCGUCCACGGACCUUGGCUCUUGAUGGUCUUCUUUAGACCCUCGGCCUCUGGGUGGAAGAUGCUCGUCCCCGGGCCUAGGCCACUGGACGAUAGAUGAUCGUCUUCGGGCCUUGGCUCUUGAUGGUCUUAUUUAGAUCCUCAGCCUCCGGGUGGAAGAUGCUCGUCCCCGGGCCUAGGCCACUGGACGAUAGAUGAUCGUCUUCGGGCCCUCGGCAUCCGGGGUGAAAGAUGCUCGUCCACGACCCUUGGCUCUUGAUGGUCUUCUUUAGACCCUCGGCCUCCGGGUGGAGGAUGCUCGUCCCCAAGCCCUUGGCACCAAGGUUCAUCUUGAGCAUCAUCUCUUAUCUGACUAUGAUCUUAAUCUGCACAAUGAACAUAGUAACGCGGCCAAAUGGCCAGACAAUAUGUAUAUGUGCACAUUUUUUUUUGGUCGGCUUGGGAUUCUUCCGGCUUGACGGUCGGCCUCGGAGUGCGAUGACCUUCAGCCCGGCCCAUCACCCAGUUCUUCCAGAUAUGAGCAUCGACCUUGGGGUACGAUGACCCUCGGCCCGGCUCAGUGCGUCCUCUGAUUAUUAAAUUAAAGUGACGGUGGAAGCUCAUCCCCGAGCUUCGCUCGGCAUUAUUUAUUUUGGGACAUUUUAAUCCCUAUUAAAUAAUGGUGAGAGCACAUAAUAUUAUGUGUCUAUUUGAAAUUAAUUUAAGUAAAAGUCCAAGAAUGGGUACUUAGCUUUGCACUUUCUUGAAGCCCAAUACCAUUGGUCCAUGUUACUGCCCUUUAGACAUUAACUGGCUUGAGCUGAGCUACACUUUCUUGAGGACGGACGUCUUCACCCACGAGCUUGGGUCAUUGAGAGUCGCCGAGCUCAACAAAACACCUUUUUCGGGCAGCGUUUUCCACCGGACGUUCAAGCACAAGAGACAAUUCGAUCCGUCGGGCAGUCCGGGCAAAUGGGGUGGUUUCUAUUGGCCGGGCAUCUUCUGUGCCAGUCGGCGGAAUGCUGGUGCCUCGCCUAAGCGUCCAGGAGCGGCCUGAGAGAUCGGUGUUGCUAGUCCUGGGUGCUGAUGCGCCCCAGACCGAGCUCGAUGAGCAUACUUGGGCAGCUUCUGCUGGGUCUGGCUGGUCUGCUGCUCCAGGCCGGGCGGUGCAGCAAGUGGUGGCCGAACUUAGCUGGUUCGAGGUGCUGAGGUCUGCCCGAGACAGAGGCCGGGCGGCAGUUCGUGUUCCUCAGAGUACUCUGGUUGCGAGCAGCCCUGAUUUCUAGACUUACCACUUGAGGACCCGUUUGCAGUCCCACUGCCCUAAUCAGGAGUACGUACUGCGCAGGAGGAUUCCUGGGGACGAGCAGCAGUCCUGGGGUGACCACAUACUGUGCAAGAAAUAAUGGGAUGCCCUACUCCGGUUAUGGGGCUGGCCCGGGUUGCUUGGUGAGGCCGGGGGCGUACGUGCCAUGCCAGAGGCUUCGACCAAGAGAGUGGCCGCACGGCUACUGUUGCUUACCGUAACCUUCUUCGUCUCUUUAAGACUUUGCAGCGGCUGCGGAGGUCAGGGGUUGCCGAAGUGCAAAGACGGACGGCUAUAUAGCUUUUGUGGGCGUCCAAACUGAGGUUGGUCUGGCAACGAACGGCAUCCAAAACCGGGUAUGCAUACGUGCUGGGUAUUCCGGUAUGGAAGACGGCGGCGAGGUUGUUGAUUUGAUUGGCAGUUCUGCGGACCGGCAUGAGUAGGCGUGAGGUGAAGUGGCGGUAUGAUAGACGUUCGUAAAACUUCAAUCGGCCAGGAGUUUGUUUGAACAAGGUUGACCAAAGGAGCCUACCGUUCGGCCAUCCUUUGAUCGUAUAGUAGCAAAAGGAUAACGUGUACCAAGGUUAGCCACAUGUCUACUGUCAAAUCACUGCUUUUUCUUCUGGCUUCUCACGUUCACCUUGAGAAGUACCAAGAUAAGGCAUUUGGGUCCCACUGUCACAUUAGUAGCCAUUGUCCAGAAAUUUUAAUCUCGCCCCCACCUCUCCUCCUGGGUUGCAAUGGCUAUCUCCCCCCUUUUCAUUUGCUUGACAAAAUCAGUUUAAUUAGUAUGAUUUUUUUUCUUCUCAAAAUGAAGAACAACGUGAAUCUUUUUGGACAGAUUCCCACAGACGGCGCCAGUGUUGAGUUUAAUCCAACACGAUAUAGUAAAUAUAUGUAUGAACACUCAGUUUUUACGUGGAAACCCGAAAGGGAGAAAACCACGGGACUUUUUAGGCUAAUGUCCAAGCCCUCUCUUUCUCAUUAGGCUCUCCUCACCAUUACAUAGUACAAUCUGAGCUCC
Molecule: messenger RNA, 5368 nt
Organism: Cuscuta epithymum
Lineage: Eukaryota; Viridiplantae; Streptophyta; Magnoliopsida; Solanales; Convolvulaceae
Source: the annotation of a GenBank genome assembly